AUGUCUCGCUGGCACAAGUCGUCGUGCCACAGUCCGAAAGUGUUUGUCGAAGAUGGACUGCCACGCUGUGAAUCAUGCGGCAGGAGCCCAAAUAUCCAGAAACUCGUCUCGGAACAAGCAAAUCUCAGCACGCCUUGGACUGUGCCUCCAGACGAGAACUUUGGCGAAAUGAAUCUUUGUUGGCUAGAGUCUGUUCAAUACAGCCCACAGCCUGCAGGGACGGACUUCGAAGAAACCAAAAAGGCAGGAGACAUGGGGCGACGGGAUGAGUUAUCCCCCAUCUACCACAAGAGGCUCCAAGAAGGCCAUUUUCGACUCCUUUACCUUCCUUCUGUCGACGAUAAGAACAGCCCCAUCCAUGCCAGUUUUGAGGCUUAUCAGACCGAUGAUUGCCCUGAAUACGAGACGGUCUCGUAUUGCUGGGGAGGUGAAAAUGAUGAUGCAACGCUCUGCAAACCCGUCUUCCUUGGCGAUUACUGGGACAUUCUCUUGCAGACCCAGAACUGUUGGUCUAUGCUUCAGUAUCUUCGCCCUCGGGUCGGUGUCCGCACCAUUUGGGUAGAUGCCAUCUGCAUCAACCAGGUGGACCACCAGGAACGCGAGAGCCAGGUUGCCGUUAUGGGUAGCAUCUAUCAACGGUGUUUGAGGGCAGUGGUCUAUCUUGGGCAAGAUGUGGUUCACCCCAAAAGCACCGACAACAGAGCGUAUCCCGGGAGGCGUGACCUCGAUACAGAAUCAGCUUCAGCCGUGGACCUGCCUCAGUUGCUCAAGAUGAGAUACUUUCAGCGCGUUUGGGUCAUACAAGAACUUAUAUUGGCGCCCAUGGUUAUCAUACCAGUGCAUGGCGUGGAGCUAACCGCUAGACGGCAUCCGGCUCUCCGCGAGGAGGUGACUUGGCAUGAAAGCGAUGCCCCUUGGAUGAGGCAUCUUUGCGCUGUGCAGUCUGAUACAUCUCUGCGAAAGACUCUGGAACAGACGCGGAACUCCCAGUCGGCGGAUCCACGGGACAAAGUUUUUGGGUUACUUGGCUUCCUCCCUCAAGUCCCUACGGGGAAAGGAUUGAGACCGAAUUACUUGCUAUCAUCACGUCAUAUAUAUAUUGGUACAGUAGCUUACUUGCUGCUUAACGAAGGCCACUCCCAUAUUCUUACACAAGCUGCUGGUCACAAGGCUUCCCCAACAAUUCCUUCAUGGCUCCCAGACGGAAACCUGCUUAACAUUGGCGAGCUCCUCCGAGACAUCUCCGACUCCUCACCAGAGUUGGUCUCGCAAGGCUGUUACGAGUCUCAAUCCUCCGUCAGCUCGACAUUUUGGACACAAAUACUCAGGCUGAAUCCAGAUUGGGAAGUCCUAUUGCUCGCCAAGUCGCGUGAGAGACAGGAUCAUGGGGCUCUAGAGACACCGCUACCCAGUUCAAGGAAACCGUCAAUUCACCCGUCGACAUCUGCGCUUUCACUCCCCCUGCUUUACAUUUGCGAAUCCUUCUCGAGGCCAGUCCAUAUUCUCCAAAACAGACCUGUGGGCCAACUUUUUAUGAUGACGGUUGCACACUGUACAUUGUACAUAUGCACUUCUGAUGCUUCACUCAAAAGCGCCAUCGAGCCGGGACUCACAAACGUCUUUCUUUUAAAAGACAGGAGAAAUUCUCCUCUUCUCCUCUUUUUGCGACGACACCAUUCCGAUGCAGACUUCCGGCUCUUAAAGUGCUGCCCAUGUUUUGGUCUUUAUCUAUCAAGAAAGCCGCCUUCCGAGUCAAACUUCCCACCCUCCGUUCAUCAUGACAUACCUACUUUCCCCACAUUCAACAACCCUCGAUUCAGGCUUACCCCCCUUAGCCAAGAUUCUACGCCGAUUCUCAAAGAGAAAGUAUAUGGGGUGGUUUCUGAGGUUGGGAGCCUCUGCAACAAAAGCUGGGAAGCAUUGCAAUGGAUGGGACCAAGGGCCAAUUCCUUUAGUCGGGACAGCAUCAAAAUCCAUAUCACAGGCUUGUUUUACCAACUAUUCUCUACCCCCCAGAAACCCUUCGUUGACCUCUAUGUCAAUUUCCUUCGACAUUGUAGCCCCGAGUGCUACGCGGAGAUACGACAGGGCAGGGCCGAGGCUUGGGUGCAUGUGUCCAUGGACCCGAACAACUGGUUGAGAAUCCAACAAUCCCUCAAUGGCUCUUGGUAUGAGAAAGUUUUCAUUGCUUCCAGGUCAUCAUCAACAACGCAAUAUGUUGGGCCUUGGUAUUGGGCAGACACACCCGACUGCCUUUCCUAUGAGGACCUGGAUAUUUCGGAUACAGGCGCCGAAUCUGGGAUUUUCUGA
Fusarium vanettenii 77-13-4 is the source of this 2310-nucleotide messenger RNA. RefSeq lists its product as uncharacterized. Bases 1 to 2310 code for a protein of 769 amino acids. The record is from RefSeq and is a predicted model, not a curated record. The transcript has a single exon. Lineage: Eukaryota; Fungi; Ascomycota; Sordariomycetes; Hypocreales; Nectriaceae.